UAGAAGUAGUUGUGCUGUGGCUUGGGAGUAUGAAGGACUAUGUGUAUAUAAAUAUGAGGCAUCCGUUGUAUAAAUAUUGAAACAUGACCGUCUUUCGACUGAUAAACGCAGGAAUGCCUGAUGUAUGAGUUUAUCGGCUCAAAAGGUCUCAAAACGCGGUACGCUCGCCGCUCGAGAGAUGCUGUCGGGCUCCAUCCUAGCAUUUGAAUUUGUAAAUAAAAUGUAUAGAUAAAAACAGCCGCUAUUGACAUUGACACCUUUCGACAGUUGGAGAAAUUUUGGCAAAAUUGGAGACUGAGGCAAUUCGAACAACAAUGGACGAAAACUUAAGCAGAGGAUACAUACAGUUAGGGAAAGCCCGAACAGCAAAUGACUUCAGAUUUACAAAUGGUUUCAGCCAUCUCUCGCCGCCAAUUGAUAAAUGUAAUUGCAUAUAUUUUGCGCUUGUAUUGGCUGGAGUCGGAUUUCUUCUUCCGUAUAACAGCUUCAUUAUUGCCGUGGAUUAUUUUCAAGCUCGUUAUCCUGGGACUACCAUUGUGUUUGACAUGUCAUUAGUUUACAUUGUGAUGGCAUUUUUUGCCGUGCUUGCAAAUAAUGUUUUAGUUGAAACAUUGUCCUUGGACACCCGCAUCACAUUUGGUUAUCUGGUAUCAUUCAUAACAUUAUUUUUUGUAGCGGUAUGUGAAAUAUGGUGGGAAGCAUUUGGAGCAUCUACUUCAUAUACUAUAAAUCUAGUAGCUGUUGCUGUUGUUGCUCUUGGCUGCACAGUACAACAGUCAAGCUUUUAUGGGUAUACUAGUAUGCUUCCAAGCAGGUAUACACAAGCUGUAAUGGCUGGAGAAAGUGCAGCCGGAUUUCUUGUGUCCAGUAAUCGCAUUAUAACGAAGUUGCUGCUAGAUGAUCAGCGCGUGAACACUAUUAUCUUCUUUGUGAUGUCAGUGGCGAUAAUAGCAUUGUGCUUUGGACUGCAUCAGGUGGUUAAGAGGACAGAUUUUGUACAGUUUUAUAUAACUCUUUGUAGAGAAUCACGUAAGAUUGUGCUAGAGCCAACAGAGGAUGUUGGUUUGAUGGACACUUUGGAUCAAAAUGACACUGCUACAAAAAGUCAGUAUGGUGUUCUGAAGCUGCAGCAGAGUCCAUUAGCCACAGAUUCGGGCACAAGCAGCUCAGACAACAACCUAGGUGUAGGAGGCUCUGGCAGUGGAGCUUUCAGUUUCUGCAAUCCUGUGUAUGAACCCACAGGCACUGGAGUGGGAGCUACAGCAGCUGUUGGAGGCACCACUACAUAUAAAGUUGAAGAUGUUGUAGUACGCAUGCGUUCCACUUACAGUAGCCACCCAUCAACUGGGAAGGCAUGGGGAGGUUUAAAGAGAGGACUUCUUGCUAGAUGGGAGGUUGCAAAAACAAUAUGGCCUUACAUGCUGUCUAUUGGCCUUGCAUAUUUUGUUACUCUCUGUCUGUAUCCUGGCAUUGAAUCUGAAAUUGUGAGCUGCACACUAAAAAGUUGGAUGCCAGUUGUUCUCAUGGCCAUCUUCAAUGCUGCAGAUUUAGUAGGAAAAGUCCUGGCAUCUAUCCCGUAUGACUGGUCACGCACACAGCUUAUUGUUUUUGCAUGGGUUCGAACAAUGCUGGUCCCACUGCUUCUCUUGUGUACAACUCCACGUGGAAGCCCUGUAAUUUCUGGAGAAGGCUAUCCAAUGUUAUUCUCACUGAUACUGGGAAUCACAAAUGGAUUAGUGGGAAGUGUACCUAUGAUACAGGCUCCUAGCAGAGUCUCAGAAGAACACCGUGAACUAACUGGUAAUAUCAUGACUUUAUCGUACAACAUUGGACUGACUGCAGGCUCACUUGUUGCCUAUCUACUUGAUGCAAUAAUAGGGCCACCACUACCAGGCAAUGGAUGUAAAAUUCACACUCAUUAUCAGAACAGAUCAAGAGCAACACUGGUGUCAAGUGUCACUAAAACAAACCAUAAUAUUACAAGCACAGUUCCAACAACACUCUUGUCCUCUGUUGCCGGUGCCACUGAAUCUUCAGCAGCAAAUGUCAGUACUCUUUUGCUAGCUACCAUUACUAGUACUGUAAUAGCCUCUGUUUCUCAGGUAGUAAAUAUGCCUACAUCUGAGUCAUCUGUUCUGAACUAUGGAAAUGUGUCAACAGGAUUUUCAACAUCUUUAGAGCCUUUCUAGUUUAUUCUUCAUGCUCCAAAAGCAAGGGUUGUCUAGCAUGAUAACUAAUGUGUAUUAAUAGUGUGUCCAAACUGCAGUUUUUUGAGAGAGACUGAUCAUAUUUUUUGUCUUCCUAUCAUUAUCUCACUUUUCCAGAUUUACAUGCAUAUUAGUUGAUGUGCUGACAUUGAUUUCUUAUUUGAAAGAUAUACAAUAGAAAUAUUGCAGCAGUUUGAUAUAUAUGUUGAGUAAUGUUUCCUUUCAGAUUUUUAAAAUGUGCAUUAUAUGGAAUUAGUUCAGUCUCUCAAGUUAUUGGUGGCAUUAAAGUACUGUAGAUGCAUCAUUUUUUAAGAAGAAAAGAAGAACAAAAUUACUAUGUUUUGAUGAAUCCUUUUGUUUUUGCAAUAUAAAUUUAGAACACUUUUAUCAUUACAAAAGUACAGUGUUCAGUCCAAAAGGUUAUGUUUUGUAUAUAUGUCUAACAUUCAGUUGGUGUAGUACCCAAGUUAUUAGGUACAGACAGAAUAUGGUACAUUUAAUGAAUUGUAAACAAGAGUUCUGCUGCCUGCCAUUUACAUUGAUGUAAUUGUAUUUUUAUUUUUUUUUUUACUUUUAUUUUUAUUUAUUUAUUUAUUGUGGUUUAUGAGUAAAAAAUAAGUUUAACAUCUAGCACAAGAAGUCUUAUGAGCGGAGCAUUUUUGUCAGGUAUUUAAUAUUUUGGAAUCCAUCCAUUAGCAACAUUUGUGUCUAGGCUGCCAAUCUCUCUCUCUCUCUCUCCCUCUCUCUCUCUCUCUCUCUCUCUCUCUGCCUGUGUGUGUGUGUGUGUGUGUGUGUGUGUGUGUGUGUGUGUGUGUGUGAGAGAGAGAGAGAGAGAGAGAGAGAGAUGGAAGAGUGGGAGGUAUUCUUCAUGUGUCUCAGAAGUUAGCAAACCUGACAGUUUUUCUCUGUUGGUCCUUCUCUUAUAAAUUCUUCAACUAUUGUCACAAAGGCAUUUUCAGUACAAAAAUUAAUAUAGGUUUGUACCUUUAGACAGAACAUUGGAAAUUUAUUUUUAGACAUGAAGUUAAAGACUUUAUAAAUAAUGAUGAAGUACUGAGCAGAAACAUAACAAGAAAUAAAUCAGAAUGUACCACUAAAAGUUUUAAUAUCCACAGAUAUUGAAAAAUUAGAUUGCCUCUACCAUGAAG
Messenger RNA from Schistocerca piceifrons (Central American locust), 3355 nucleotides. RefSeq names its product equilibrative nucleoside transporter 4 (gene Ent3). Gene Ontology annotation, cellular component: plasma membrane. Bases 315 to 2189 code for a protein of 624 amino acids. The transcript has 9 exons. NCBI's taxonomy places the organism in Eukaryota, Metazoa, Arthropoda, Insecta, Orthoptera, Acrididae. The record is from RefSeq and is a predicted model, not a curated record. Gene Ontology annotation, molecular function: nucleoside transmembrane transporter activity; monoamine transmembrane transporter activity. Gene Ontology annotation, biological process: nucleoside transmembrane transport.